Messenger RNA from Morchella sextelata, 342 nucleotides. RefSeq lists its product as uncharacterized. The record is from RefSeq and is a predicted model, not a curated record. The transcript is spliced from 4 exons. The coding region runs from base 1 to 342 and encodes 113 amino acids. NCBI's taxonomy places the organism in Eukaryota, Fungi, Ascomycota, Pezizomycetes, Pezizales, Morchellaceae.
AUGCAAGGAACACCAACCCUUCCCCUGUUCCAUAGAAACAGGAAGAGGUUUCUCGAAGACAAAGAAUCAGAUUGUUUCCGUGUUUCAAUAAAAACUACCAUCCUGCUGCAGCAGCAGCAAUUGGGCGCGCUCCUCGGCCGAAUGCGGGCGCGUAAGACAUUUCGAAACAGGGGGUUGGUGUUCGUUUUCGGUUCGGUUCAGCAUGGCGAGCGAGGGAGGCGAGUGACGAUGUGUGAAUUGGAGUACAUGUAUGUAUCAACUUGUCAAAGUGCACUUUUCAUUCGGGAUGCAGAUAAGAUAGUGAAAAUGGUGGAGUGGGUACCUGACCUGAUCGAGGGCUGA